CCAGGGAAGCCAAGGCUAGAAAACCCACCAUGGCGUCAUUGAAAGUUGCAGUUCGAGUUCGGCCCUUCAACCAAAGGGAGCAUGAACUUGGCGCAAAGCUCAUUGUGCAGAUGGAUGGCAAGAAGACCCGGCUGUUAAAACCGAAACUUGGCACAGGCAAUGGCGUCCGAGUGGAUCUGGCAACGAGAGUGGCCCAGGACCCGUUUAAUGACUUCACGUUUGACCACUCGUACUGGUCCGUGGACGAACGCGAUGCCCACUUUACUCACCAGGAGACCGUGUUCGACGAUCUGGGCACGGAGAUCGUCGACUGUGCCUUCCAGGGGUACAAUGCUUGCGUCUUUGCUUACGGUCAAACAGGCAGUGGCAAAACGUUCACCAUGAUGGGUACAGCCGAGGCGCAGGGCUUGAUUCCGCGAAUAUGUCGCUCGCUGUUUUCGCGCAUGAAGCUCGGCCAAGAGGAAGGCACGGGCUUCAAGACACAGUGCUCGUACUUGGAGAUCUACAACGAGCGGGUGAAGGAUUUGCUUGGGCCAAGCAGUGCCGGACAUGGAUUGCGGGUGCGCGAACACCGAACACUUGGGCCCUACGUCGAAAAUCUGUCCCAACAUCCGGUAUCGGACUACGCGGAAAUUCAGAACUGCAUGAUCCAGGGCAACAUCCAGCGGACGACAGCCAGCACCAACAUGAACGACACCAGCAGCCGGAGCCACGCAAUCUUCACGAUAACGUUCGUCCAGGCACGCUACCUUAACGGGCUGCCGAGCGAAACGGUUUCUAAAAUUCAUCUGGUCGAUCUAGCUGGCAGCGAGCGUGCCAACGCCACGGGUGCUACGGGCCAGCGGCUCAAAGAAGGUGCCCACAUUAACAAGUCGCUGGUGACGCUCGGCAGCGUCAUUUCGGCGCUCGCUGAGCAGACGAACCCGACCAACAACAAGCGCGUGCUGUACAUACCGUACCGUGAUUCCAUCCUGACCUGGCUGUUGAAGGACAGUCUGGGUGGUAACAGCAAAACCAUUAUGAUUGCAGCCAUUUCGCCUGCCGAUAUCAACUACAGCGAAACGUUGAGCACGCUGCGUUACGCGAAUCGUGCCAAGAACAUCAUCAAUAAGCCGACGAUCAACGAAGAUCCGAACGUGAAACUGAUCCGUGAGCUGCGCGACGAAAUCUACAAGCUGAAGUUGAUGAUCUCGAGCGACACGGCCGCAUUGGAACCAUCGCUAAAGGUGCUGGAGGACUUGCAGAAGAAGGAAGCCCAGGAGAAGGUGCUGACCGAGGAGUGGACGGAAAAGUGGCGCGAAGCACAGUCCAUAUUGCGCGAGCAGAAAUCACUUGGUUUGCGCAAGUCGGGCGUCGGAGUGGUGCUCGACUCGGAAAUGCCUCAUCUGAUCGGUAUCCACGACGAUAUCAGUACCGGAGUGACGCUUUACAGUCUGAAGGAGGGCGAAACGUCGAUCGGCACCGAAGAAGCACCGUACCCGCAGGACAUCAUACUAAACGGCAUCGGCAUUGCGCCUGAGCACUGUCGAAUCGUGCUUUCGAGUGGAACGGCCACGAUCUAUCCGAACCCGAACGCCACUUGUCUGCUGAACGCGUCCAUCAUCGAGGUUCCAACUGCGAUCAGCCAAGGAGACAUACUGCUACUGGGCCGAACGAACAUGUUCCGCUACAACAACCCUGCGGAAGCGGCCAAACUGCGACAGGAGAGUACCCAACAACAGCGCUCCUCGCGGCUCGACCUUUCGCGGCUGUCGCUAAUUGCUGCUUCGCGGGAGAACCUUUGCGCAAGCUUCAUCAGUGAUGAGGACGGUUCGCCAAUGUCCGGUGGUGGUAGCAACGCCUUUGCUGGUCUUUCUUAUAACUCGCCCCAGGUCUCGGCCCUGCGCUUCCGCCAGUACACACCGAGCCGGGAUGAUGUGGAGCUGCAGGAUGAGCACCGAAAGAUAUUGCAAACUAUCGAGAAUGCGCUGCGUCAGUUAAACGUGGAACGCAACCGGAUGCACGAACAGUUCAAGAAUAAGAUUAAGCUGUGCACCGAAGAGCUGGAGCGGCUGGAGCGAACACGACAGGACAAGCUGACAAUAUUGGACAGUCGCAUCAGCGAGUUGAUGGCUCGCCGAGAGAUGGUCCUGUGGGAAACGAGCAAUGAGAAGUCGCAAGUAGACAUUUUAGUGCGGCAAUUGGCGGCCCUUCAGACGCAGCUCGACACGAAGAAGCGUGACUUCUAUGAGUAUGUUGCCAAAGAGCUACAGGAGCUGCAGGACUGCGGCCGGUUGGACGAGGCAAGUACGGAACUGAUACAAAAUGCGCCACAAACGGAAGACUAUUCGGAAAUAUUGCUUCAGAUAUCGCGGUCGCUUGACACCUACUCGCAGCAGUACAUACGGGAGUUCAUUCGUCGUAACCGCGAUGAAAUUACUAAGUACGAGAAUGAGCUGAGUGAAAAGGAAAAUCUGUUGUCCGAAAGCACACAGAAGAUCGCAGAGUUGGACGUGAAGAUUCAUGAGCUGGAGCAGCAAAACAGAGACUUAUUACAACAGCGAACACAGCAAGAAUUGGAACAAAUUCAACAAAAGAAGCUUUCAUUGACUCUCAACCUUACGCACACCAAUGGAAGUGACACUGGCGAAGAGGGAACCGAAGAUGAAUCGACGGCCAACCGUGCGCUAGAAACCUGUGAUACCUUUCAUACGGCCAACUCGGACUGUUCGUUCGUAUCGGCCCUUAACACACCCGCCUUGGGCUCGUUGAACCAUCUCAUCCCGACACCCAGCUCAACGGAGGACGGAAGCACGGAAUCGGACAACGCCGACCGGGACUAUGAGGAAGCCACUUCGAACGGAGGACAUGAGUUGCUCGGUGGCGGCGGUAUGAGUGACAGUGGAGUUAGUUUCGAAACCAACAAACAAAACGAUGGCGGGACAACAUUGCUGACGGUCGGCGCGGGUGAGAAUGGUCACGGGAAGUUGCUGAUCCAAUCGGACGACCACUGUCUACUGCUUGCCACUUCCUCGACUCCAACCUCCAAGUAUGAGGGGAAGAAAAUCCCUGCGACAGCCACUGUUAUCGUCACCGAUCGUGAGAACGGAGUAGAAAAGGUAAAUCAAUCGCUACGAAUGCAUCGUAAAUCGACCGAUUCGGAGGAUGAUGGCAAUUCUCACAUCAAAAACUCCAAAAUGACGGAAAGUUUGAGUCGUUUGAAGAUUUCGGCAUCCAACAAGAGCAAUGGGAAGAGUAGUAGCUUGCGUACCGAAAUAUUCGACAUCCGCCAUGGGAUACAUCCGCUGCGUAUGAGCGUGAGUGGCAGCACGCGCAGCGGCACCGACGGUAGCCGUAACGAGGAAGAACACGACGACGAAGAUAUAGGAGUCGACGAGGACGAGGGGCACCGAUCACGCAGUUCAUCGAUCGACAACAGUUCCAUCACAUCGUCAACGGCCAAUCUGAUCCUUUGCGAGAUGAACCACCUGCGCGAAAGCAUCGCCAGUAAAAAGGCAGAGAUUAUGAAAAUUCUGGAAACAAAUGGCGAAAAGAGGCUGCUCGAUGGCAAGAUUGGCGAGCUACAGGAUCUACAGAAGCGUAUCGUGCAGCUAGAGUUGAAGAUACAGGACGUCGAGAAGAGCUGCCUAUCGGACGGUGAGCAAUUGGAUUCGAUGCGUGACAUUCCCGGGAGCUUUACCGAUAGCGAUGACAGCCGGGUCGGAAAUUCGUGCAUCUAUCCGACCUACGUGUUAUCAAGAGAACAAACCAGCAUUUACGCUCCUAGCGUCACGCGCUCGCUGCCGUCCAUGGAUGGAACAUAUCGUUCGGAACAUCUGAUCAACAUCCCGACGUACAUCAUACGGGGUGCAGGAAAGCAGACGCACUACGAGUACGAAGUUAAGAUCAAUCUUCCGGACGAACGAUGGACACUGUUGCGGCGGUACAGUCGUUUUCGCGAGCUGCAUCUGACAAUGAAAAAGCAAUACGGUGACAAGAUUGCCACGAUUCCUUUCCCUCGGCGAGAGCUGUUUGCCUCCAACACAGAAACGGUAGCAAAGACGAGACGGCGUCAACUGGAAACGUACCUUCGGAGACUGUUGGUGGUGUGCGCCAAACUACCACACUGUGCGAUCUACGAGGGCGAAGGUCGCCCUGGGUUGACCAAGCAAACGCUCAUCGAGUUUCAUUCCUUCUUCAAGAAGGGCCUCUUUGAAACGGGCAAGCAUGGCACGGGUUGAACUGUAGGACAUGCCAGGAAGCAGUUGUGGCCGAGAUUGUGUUAUAUUUGUGAUGCGAAAGACUUUUAGAUUUCUAGCCAGUAACUGUUUUUAGUUCUUAAGUAAAGCCCUGGGUAGUUAGAGAACCAAUUCGAAAUACGUUUUCCUGUUUCGAUUUGUUUAAUUUCUUUCACAAGAAUAGCGCAAAGACAAGCAAAGAAAAUGCGCCCAAGUUGAUGAUCUACUAAAUGGAGUUGAAAAGAUAAAAAGAGUGCCUGAGAGGGUUUUUGUGUGGGUAUAAAUUCAUGGUACUGUUUUCUUUGUGUACAGUUUAAGUGGCCUUUCAUUAAUCCACGGUGUCUUACCUGUUAGAUUGGCUAGUAUGAUAGUAAUAGUUUAGCUCAAAGCGUAUAUGACAAAAAAAGAAAUGUGACAAUAACGCCAUUUGAGCGAGGUACUACCGGGGUCUAAUAAACCCGAACUAUCCAACUUUCCCACAGAACCCGUUCCUCGGCAGGCGCUACAAUGCGAACCACGUUCAUUAGAUGGCAAUUUUCACCAACUUUAUCGACAGCAGGAUAAAGUAAUCAUUGGUUGAACCCAUUCGCCAUCGUGGCCCAUAUCGAGGUGUGGCACGUUGUGUGGUGUUGUAUUAAACGAACCAAACGGAUCACCACGGCGAGGAUUGUACUAUGCGCCCAGUGUGCUCCUUUCCCUACCAACUUCCAAAGAUAGCCGGAGACAUGAUAUGUUCCGAGAAUUGAAGUGUAAUGCCUUUCUAUUCCUACCCGAAAACUAAACUAUUAUCAAACUCCCAUAUAGGCCAUUCUUUGCUGGCAAAUCGAUCAUCAUAAUCACUCUCAUCAUAUCAAACGAGACGUCAGUACAACGUGCAAACCAUUGUGUGUGUUCCGAGUAGCAAAAUGUUCAUGAACAGAGAUUAGCUGUGAUUUUUUCUUCCACUUCACGUUGGAUAGUGCUAUCUUUUGUUUUCAAAUUUGUAAAGGUUUCUUGUUGAAAAUGGCCACCUUGCCGGAAAGCGUGCAAAGCGAUGAAUGCAAAAGAAGUGUUUCUUGCCUGUUGAGCUGUUCACUUCACAUGUCACUCUUUCAUUAUACCCAUUUUAUUAAACAUAUAUGACGUGUGCAUUAUUAUUUUAAGCUAGCGUUAAUGUUGUUCUGUAAAAAGGAUGAUAAAUAAGGAACCCAACCCUUUAGCGACUGCUCAAAUGCAACAGUCUCAUUAGCAACAUCCGAUCCGAUUCGAUAUCGGUCCUCUCGGACCGUGGUAUCCUCUGUAGCUAGGGCAAAAGAUAGUGUUCCUGAGUUCUGUUCCUAUAUUCCUACCUACAUGUGUACCUUUACAGGUGUUGAACGGGAAACAGAAGUAGUAAUUAACUCAAAAGCAACAAGGUGCAACAAGACCUAGGACUUCGGAGCUUAAGGAGGGGGGGGUUGUAGAUGAAAACCAAACGGUUAUAGUCCCCAUUUGUCGGUUCAAUGUGACCUUAAUGUUUAGAAAAUUGUAAAUCCAAUUGAAAUGAAAUUUGGUCAAUAGCAAUGCGAUUACGUGAACUAUUGUAACAAAUGCAGGUGUUUUACCGAUCGCUGAACGCAACAAGCAGCAGUGAAGGAAAUUACUAGAACAAAUUAUUAUAGAAAAUGCCUCCAACCAAGGACUUUGACUGAAGCACACGUAAUGCCCGUUGCCCAGACGAAACUAAGAUCUAAAAGUUUAGCCUAAAGUUUAGCAUUGUAAACGACAACAAAAAUAUUCAAAAUCAAUUCAGUGUUUGAAAGGGUAUAAAAGUUUAGCAAGGAAUAACAAAAUCAACUCCCGUGUGGUAGCGAGUGUCUCAAAAUGGAUCGAUAUUUUUUAGCAUAAUGAUCAAUCCCAAUAUUGUUUCGAAAGUAUCUCAGUGUUGCAAUCUGAGCAGUGGAUGGUAGAACAUUAUACUAAGGAAAAAAUACAAAUGAACACCAAUAUAUAU
Molecule: messenger RNA, 6189 nt
Organism: Anopheles bellator
Lineage: Eukaryota; Metazoa; Arthropoda; Insecta; Diptera; Culicidae
Gene: Klp98A
Product: kinesin-like protein Klp98A
Exons: 8
Coding region: 30-4220 (1396 amino acids)
Biological process (GO): microtubule-based movement
Molecular function (GO): microtubule binding; microtubule motor activity; ATP binding
Source: RefSeq, a predicted model, not a curated record